GUACAUGUGCAAGUAAUGAAUUAUGAUUAAGCAAGAUGAGAUAUGAAUCAUGUAUAAGGAUACCAAUAAUGAGUGUGGUGGUCUCACGGUCAACUACAUAGUAAUUAGGGCUCCCUAUGCUAUUACUCUAUUAUGAUAUGUAUGAUAGUCACACCUCUCAUUUGGUGGUGACUGAAGAAUUCUUAUAAGAUAUGACCACACCCAGAGCGGUGUCGGGGUAUGACUACACCCAUAGUGGUGUGGGGUAUGUAUGACCACAUCCGACGGGAUGUUGGGGUAUGUAUGACUACAUCCGACGGGAUGUGGGGUAUGUUUCCCGGGAGAGUUAUUAGCAUGGGAGUAGCCUGGCGCCUAUAAGUAAAACAUGAUAAGAUGCAUAUGCAUAAGUCAAGGUGGUUGAGUCUUUUGCCUAUUGGGAUGUCGGAGAGCUGAGAUAUGAUCCCAGUGCUUUGGCUUGUUUGCUAGAUGUAUGGUAGGGGUAUGCUCUGUUAUGAACUCACGAUGCUAUGAUUAUCUCACUCAGCUAUGAGCUGACCCUCUUUUAUCCUUCUUCUCUGCUUAUGCUAUGUGUAAGCAGAUCAUCAGCAGCAGCAGUAGAUAAGUGUUAGGUGGGAGAGGAGCUAGAGUUGAAGCCAGGAUGAGGUAUGGUCUUCAACUAUUCUGUGCUUGGACUACUACUCGGGAUUUUGGCCAGUGAUCCACACCUUUUUGUAAAAAUGUUUUGAGAACGUUUUUCAUGUGCAUACUAGCUUCUGAUGUAGUGUGAGAUAUCCACAGGUGUGGAAAGUUGAUGAUAUGUGUAUAUGUUGUGUAACUGUGUAAGUUGUGACGACUAUGACAUGUAUUAGUAAGGUAUGCAGUUGCGGAGUAUGAAACUGUGACUAUGGCUAUGGAAAGCCAAUGCAUAUGGUUGUGAGUAUAUAUGUUUGUGAUGAAUUAUUUUGCAGGAUAAGUUGCAAGAACUAUUAGCCCAUUACGCGAGUAAUUCAUGUCGAAAUUUUAUUUAGGUAAAUUUUGAUAAUUAAUGUAACACCCGAGGUUAAUUCCGCUGCAAUUGUAUGAACAAUAUGAUUAGGCAAAACGUAUAGGGUAGGGUGUUACAAUUUUCGAAUGGCAUUUUUCAUAAUAUUUUCGGCAAUUUUUUUUGAAAGGUUAUUAUCCUUCGAUUUUGAAGGCUACAGAUCACGGAUUCGGCUUGAGGCUAUUCUUCACCGAUGAUUAAGUCCAUCAAUCACCGAUUUGGGCGAAUUUCUUCCGAACUUAUUUUUGGCAGAUUACAGAGGGUGUCAUCACAGAUUUUUUGUGAUUUUUCGAAAUGCCAUUUUCUUCUGAUUUUGAAGGCUUUCCAUCAUAGAUUUUGGCGUAGUUUUGAAAAUGCUAUUUUUCACCGAUUUUGAAGGUUAUCCAUCAAAGGUUUUGCCCGAUUUUUGGGAAUGCUAUUUUUCACCAAUUUUUAAGACUAUCCAUCACAAAUUUUGGCUAAUUAUUUUGAAUGGUAUUAUUCUUCAUUAUUGAAGUCUAUACAACACAUAUAUUAACCGAUUUUUUUUAAUGUUAUUUUCGAUCAAUUUUGAAAACCAUCCAUCACAUAUUUUGACAUGUUUUUUGAAAGACUAUCCAUAAAGCUAUACAUCCCAUAUUUUAGCCAAUAUUGUGGGGGAUGAAGCUGGCAACGACGAACCAUUUCCACCCGAUGCUGAUGGAGAGCGAUUGUCAACCUCUGAUCAAGAAGCUCGAUCGACCGGAAGCAAUGAGUUUGGGAAUCCAAAGCAUUUGUGAAGAGAUCCGCGACUGGGCGAAGAGAAGCGGAGGAAUUGAUUGGAGAUGUUGGGGAAGAAAUGAGAAAGGGAGAGCUCAUGGGAUGGUAAAGAUGAGAUGUCGAUGGGAGGAGACGAAAGUCUGAUUUUCUCGUCCUCCAAUCUUUUUUGUACCUUGACUUUUACAAGAUGGCUAUGUAAUCCAUAAAGUUUGGUUAAUAAAUAAUAUACAGGGUAGUUAUUGAAGAAAAAAAAACAGUAGCGCCCAAUUGGACAAGCAUCCUAAGACCUAAGUACCACUUAAAAGUUAAACCUUACCAAGGUUUCAAAUCGUACUCUAAAAGAAAGCUAUCAUAGAUUUUUGGCGAUGAUUAAGUCCAUUAAACACAGAUUUGGGCGGACUUAUUCCGGGUCAAUUUUUAGCGGAUUUCAAAGGGGUACCAUCACAUAUUUCUAGCGAUUUUUUCAAAAUACCAUUUUCUUUCGAUUCUGGAGGGUACAGAUCACGGAAUCAGGCCGAGGCUAUGCUCCACCGAUAAUGAAGUCUAUUAAUCUUAUUCUCCACGGAUGAUAAGUCCAUUAAGCACCAAUUUGGGCCAAUUUAUUUUCGGAUGACAUUUUUCGUAUUUUACGGGGCGGCGAAAGGCCAUUUUCUUUGGAUUUUGAAGGCUACAUGUCACGGAAUCGGCCUGAGGCUAUUCUUCAACGAUGAUUAAGUCUGUUAAGCACCGAUUUAGACGGAUUUAUUCCGGAUCAAUUUUUGACAGAUUCCAAAGGUUUAUCAUCACAGAUUUCUGGCGAUUUUUCCGAAAUGUCAUUUUCUUUCGAUUCUGGAGGCUACAGAUCACGAAAUCUGGUCGAGACUAUUCUCCACCGAUAAUCAAAGUCUAUUGAUCCUAUUCUCCACGGAUGAUAAGUCCAUUAAGCACCUAUUUGGGCCAACGAUGAUAAAGUCCAUUAAGAAAGCUAUGAUGGACUUUAUCAUACUCAAAUUGGACCGAAGUAUACUUAAACCUUACCAAGGUUUCAAACCGUACUUACUAGGAAAGCUAUCAGACUCGAAAUGAACCGAAGUAUCAAAAGAAACUAACCGAAUCAUCUGCUUGAAAGCAACCCAGAAAAAAUAAUCACUAGAGUAAUGCGCGAAACGAAAUCACCAGCAAAAAAAAAGUGAUGAGAGAGGAUCAAAGCAAUUCUCCUUGUGAAAACCCUUUCUGCAGAGGUGCGAACAAAAUGCAGCAAAACUUUGGUUAAUACAGCAUAGCAAAGAUAUUACAUGAGGUGAUAGUAAGUAGUAAACGUAGGCAUAUUACAUGAGGAGAUAAACAAAUUAUGAUGGCAACCCUCUAAACUCAUCGACUGAUUCACUUUUUAGUAUAGCUGUAUAUACGACAAACCUAAAACAACAUUCAAAUCCUGUUUUUCUGGUUCUUUUGCCCUACUUGACUACUCCUUUUCUUUUACGCUCCUUCAGGUCAUUGGGUAUGAUAAAUACAGAAUCUACACAAAGCCCACCUUUGGAAUGUGUGCAAUCGAUCUGUUUCAUAGAGAACCGAACCUCGGACGUGGGGUCUGAGUCGGUCACCACGAACUCGCCCACCUUGUACUCGAUCCAGUAGCCACGCUUGUGAUUGCCAUACUCUUCGUCGAGUUCAUCGGUAUCGUCCAGACAGCAUUCAGACGAUGCCUGCUGGCCGUCGGAUGUGGACAACUCGAACCGGACUGGUUUGAUUUCCCAGCCAUGGGUUUGAUCGAAAUGACAUACACGUCUUCCGAGACGUUUGGCAAAUCUUCCAAGGUGAAGCCUGAAGGUUAGUGUAUAGAUAUCAGGAGGGAAAGGGAACUUUACAACCCCGUCUACUUCGAACCACCAUAUUUGCUGUAGAUAGGCCACAACGUGGAAUCUGAAAAAACAACGAUUAUGUACUGUCAAAAUCAACAAAGAAAUUCUCUACCAAGCUGAUCUGGGAGUCAGUCAGACUUCAAGGGAACAAAGUUGAGUGGUGUGC
Molecule: messenger RNA, 3766 nt
Organism: Linum trigynum
Lineage: Eukaryota; Viridiplantae; Streptophyta; Magnoliopsida; Malpighiales; Linaceae
Source: the annotation of a GenBank genome assembly